GUGAGCGGUAUGCACCCUUAUACACGAUUUACGGCGUACAAAGCAAAAAAAAGUUAAAAUAUAAAGAAACAAAUAGAAAAAGUGUGCGGUACCAAGAAAAUAAACCGAACCCGACACCGACACCAAAACACCGAAAGAUAGAAGGAGAAGAAAACAGCAAAUAGGAGCAACAAGGACAACAAGGAACCAAAUGGAAUCAAAACCAUGAAAAAGGCGUAACUAAACUGCUGUGCUCCAACCCAGGCUAUAUACAACUUUAGAUGUGUGGGCUUUUUACAAAAUAUUUACACCUUGCCACCGCUGCCACGCCCACGUCCAAAGCGAACUUUUGUAUUGAAGUAGAAACAAAAGCAAGAACCGCAACAACUGCAACUGAAACAAAUUUAGUGAUAUGGAACUGUGCAUAGCAACAAAGUCAAAAAUAGUGAAAGAAAGUCAAAAAUGCCACCAAAAUCAAAUGAAUUCUCAAGUGAACAACAACAGCAACAACAAAUGCAACAACACAAAGCACAAGAAAAGCAACAGAAAAAGCGAAAACAGAGACCACCUGAACAAGCAUCAAAAGGAACAACAGAACCAACGAACACUUGCAACAACAACAACAACAACAACAACAUCAGCAUCAGCAACAUCACCACAAAAUAACACAAAUCACAUUAGCAGCACACAAUUGAACACUCUUUAUAUGCUGCUCCUGCUUCUAAUCCUUGGCCUGAUCAAUUCGACCUGUGCCACGCCCUACGAACGAGAACGGGAGGCUCUGUUGGCCUAUUAUAAGCGAGUCCAGCAGUUGCAACAUGAACCCCAAGUGCAGGAAUAUAAUCUCAGAGAGUCUAUAAUUGAUUUUGAUGAGAUUAUGCCUACGGCCAGUGUUGUCUCUCAUCUGGGUCUGAGCAAUGGUAUGAAAGGAUUGAGAAAGCGCAGUGCAACAUCGACAACACUGCCGACAACAACAACAACACCAGCAACAACAUUGCCACCAGCAGCAGCAACCACAACUAAAGAGAAAUGCGAGCCAAAAGUUUUGGAAAUGGCGCCCGAUGAGCCGUUUUACGACUAUAGUGACAUAGCCGGAGAUGCCGCACGACAGUUUAUUGAAUUCUUAGCCAUGAAAUUCCCAAAUGCCAAUACCAAUACGCCCAUUACAAUUGAUGAGCAAACACGUUCAGAGGUUACUCGACGUGCCAAUGGCAUAGCCAGCUAUGCCCUAAAUGAGGAUGAGAACCUAUUGGCAUUUGCCAUAGCGGCGCCAAGUAUACACACAGUUGUGGUUAAAUUUCGGAACAAUGUGACGAUACCACCAAACGAAGUGCACAAUAAAGCAUACUUAGGCUCCUAUUGGAGAGAAUUGGGAGCGGCAUGGAACAGCAGCGAUGGCACCCAGGAGUGGGGGGCACCAUUUCGUGACUGCAACCUGUUGACAAGACGUUGGCUUUGGCCCUUUCGCAUAUCAUUCAUGCAGCAAACAAUCAAAGUGGUGGCAGCUGCGUUUAUCGCCGCCGACGAAGAUGUAUGCAAUGAUGGCCUCGAAGAGGUUUUUGGACGUCGUCAUGGCUGUGAUCGUAAUACCACCUUUUGUCUACUCACUGAGAACAAACCCGCAGCCACUCGAGAUGUUUACACGUGCAUUUGUCGGGAAUCCUAUUAUUUGCCCAAUGCCACAUUGCAGGGUUUUCGUGGUGAUCUGGUUGAGCUAUCUGAGGGGUUUGAUAACUAUUCCUGCAUACCAUGCCCCGGAGGCUGUUCGAAUUGUGAUCAACAUGGCAUUUGUCUGACCUUUCAAGAAGAGGAGGCAUUGAACAUGGAUGCCAUGUUACGUCUCCUGGUGGCCAUUGUCUUGGGUGCUUGCAUUUUGUGCUGUGUCGUCCUCAGUGUUAUUGUUUUCAGACAGAGGAAGUGCAAGGCCAUUGCCUCGGGCAUGUGGACUGUGCUGGAGACUAUACUCCUGGGCAUUGUUUUACUUUAUGCAUCUGUUGCCGUCCAUUUCUUUCCCGCCUCCACCGAGCGUUGCCUCCUGGAGCCUUGGCUGCGUGAACUGGGCUUCAUUACCUGCUACGGCGCGAUCAUAUUGAAAUUGUAUCGCCAUCUGGUUGAUUUUCGUACACGAAAGGCCCAUCGCUGGGUACUGCGUGACGUGGAUUUGCUUAAAUAUCUGGGCACCAUGGUAUUUGCCGUCAUCUGCUAUAUGUCGGCAUUUACGGCUUCGUCCCUUGAUCUAUUGGAGAGUGCCAAAUUGGAAAGCUUGCGUGAGGCCAGCACCAAUACCUGCCAUCCACUUAAAUGGGAGCUGGUGACACAGACCAGCGAGAUACUUAUCCUCUGCUUUGGCCUGCAUUUGUCCAUUGCCAGUCGAAAUGCCAAUACACAGUUCCGGGAACGACAAUUUCUGGUCACCGCUUUGACUCUGGAGUUCCUUGUAUCUUCGAGUUUCUAUUUUCUACGCUUUGUCUAUCUGCCGGAAAUGAGUCCCAGCGCCAUUUUGCUGGCACUUUUUGUACGCUCCCAGCUAACGAAUAGCUUCGCCUUGGGUUUGAUAUUUGUGCCAAAAUUAUGGUAUCAGCACAAGCAGGUUCGUUCGCUUGCGUAUGAUCUAUCAAUACGUUUACCUGUGGAUGCUUUCAAGGGUACGUCACAUGAUGCCGGCCAACGAUUGGGCGGGGGUUAUGCUGGUCUAUGCCUGGGCGAUCCCGAUAUUGGUGAGCUAACCAUAUCCGAAAUGAGUCCUGAAGACAUACGUGCUGAGCUCAAAAGACUGUACACACAACUUGAGAUUCUGAAAAACAAAACGCUGAGACAAGACAAUCCGCACAUAAGCAAAAGACGUGGUGGACGCAAGGCGGGUCAUCGUCGUUUCUCAUUGCAAAAAAAGGGCAGCAAAGAUAAGGCUUUAAGUGCCAAACAUCGCAGCAAUAAGCAUCAUCAGGAUAUCGAGAUAACCGAGGCGGAACCGUCACGGACACCCGAGGAUUCGGUAUGCAGUGCCGAAGGACCCACAGAUACCUAUGCAGAAAUAUCGGGCAUAUCGCAUUCAAUGCUAUCCCAUUCCAUGGUCUCGCAUUCCGUUGUCUCUCAUUCAAAGUAAACCAAACCAAAAGCAAAGGAAAACAUAAAUCAAAGACGAAAAAUUAUUAAGAUAUAUACGAUAUUCCAGCGACAAACAAAAAACUACACUUUGUAUAUACUUAUAUA
Drosophila willistoni is the source of this 3189-nucleotide messenger RNA. It is a transcript of the gene smog, whose product is annotated as probable G-protein coupled receptor 158. Gene Ontology annotation, biological process: G protein-coupled receptor signaling pathway. Bases 392 to 3082 code for a protein of 896 amino acids. The transcript is spliced from 15 exons. Gene Ontology annotation, cellular component: membrane. NCBI's taxonomy places the organism in Eukaryota, Metazoa, Arthropoda, Insecta, Diptera, Drosophilidae. The record is from RefSeq and is a predicted model, not a curated record. Gene Ontology annotation, molecular function: G protein-coupled receptor activity.